AUGUCUGAGUUAAAAAAUCGCGAGGAGAUUAAAGUAUUUCGAGAAUAUUUACAGAUCCCGACUGUUCAUCCAGAUAUCGAUUAUGAACCAGCAAUCAUUUUUUUAAAACGAUUGGCGGCUGAUAUUGGUCUUCCGGUUCAAGUAUGCUAUCCAAAAAAUCCUAAAAAGCCAAUUUUAUUGAUGGCUUGGCCCGGCACAGAUCCUAAUUUGGAAAGUAUCUUUUUGAAUUCACACAUGGAUGUUGUGCCAGUUGAUGAAGCAGCAUGGGAUCAUCCACCAUUUGCAGCACACAUGGACGACGAAGGAAAUAUCUAUGCCAGAGGGACACAAGAUGUGAAGUGCUUGGGCAUUCAAAACUACUUCGCAAUUAAAGAGUUGAUAAAAGAAGGCUUUAAACCCUUGCGAACUGUUUAUUUAUCGUUUUCUUGUGAAGAAGAGAAAGGCGGAGAAGAAGGCAUGAUGGAUUUUGUUCGUACGGAAGAAUUUAAACGAUUAAAAGUUGGUUUUGCCAUGGACGAAGGAGGUUGUUCUCCAGAGGAACGGUUUCCUGUAUUUUUUGCGGAACGCAGUACUUGGUAUGUCACUUUCAAGUGUAACGGCACCCCUGGACACGGUUCUUUGCUGCAUAAAAACACGGCUGGCGAGAAACUCAACUUUAUCAUCUCGAAAAUGAUGAAUUUCCGUGCGCAUGAGAUCGAGCGUCUGGAACGGCAUCCCGAGAUGUUGGUUAGUAACGUUACUACAGUUAAUCUCACGAUGGUUUCUGGGGGUCUCCAAGCCAACGUUGUCCCGUCACAACUUUCGGUAACUUUCGACAUGCGUAUCGCAAUCGAUGUUGAUCAUCAAAAGUUGGAAGGGCAACUUCGUAAAUGGUGCGAAGAAGCAGGUGAAGGCGUCGAACUGGUGUUCGGUGAAAAACGAGAAUAUGUCGCGCCAACGAAAUGCGAUGAGGACAACCGUUAUUGGUGUGCUUUCAAAGCAGCAGUUGACGAGAUGAAGUUGCGCGUUGUUCCUGUUAUUGCUCCUGGCGGCACAGAUAGUCGCUACAUUCGAGCUCUGGGCAUUCCGGCACUCGGAUUUACGCCAAUUAAUCACACGGCAAUCCGCUUGCAUGACCAUAAUGAGUAUCUCGGUGCCGAAACGUUCCUCAGAGGCAUUCAAAUUAUGAAGAACGUGAUUAAAAAAGUAACAUCUGUAGAGUAAUUCGCUUAUCUAAUCACGAAC
Culicoides brevitarsis is the source of this 1224-nucleotide messenger RNA. RefSeq names its product aminoacylase-1-like. The transcript is spliced from 3 exons. The record is from RefSeq and is a predicted model, not a curated record. Gene Ontology annotation, biological process: amino acid metabolic process. The coding region runs from base 1 to 1203 and encodes 400 amino acids. Gene Ontology annotation, molecular function: aminoacylase activity. NCBI's taxonomy places the organism in Eukaryota, Metazoa, Arthropoda, Insecta, Diptera, Ceratopogonidae. Gene Ontology annotation, cellular component: cytoplasm.